UUUGGAGCUUCGAUAGCGAUUAGGCGAUGACAUAGGUUUUCUGAAUUGACCUUCAACCAAAUCUCUACACCUCUUGUAUGCUAUGCCUGCAUUCAUGUGAGACAGAGUUCCUUCAUCCACUACGCCUCGUCUUCGAUUUCGCAGUCAGUGUUCAAGAUGUCGCUGAGCCAGCCGGUCUACCUUAGCUCGCUACAGAACAACAUCAGAGCACGCCCGAUACCGUGGGAUGGAGCUGUUCGAGCUGGAAACCUCACCGACGACCAACUCAAGAAGAUAAAAUCAGUGGACAAGGUCAGAAAAGAGCAGAGGAAGCAAACCAUCGAGAAAGACGUCAAAAGCUACAGCACGUUAUUAGUAGGAGGUCCAGAUGGUGGGAGUGUGCUCGAGAAGGCAUCCAAACGGAGUGAUAUCAUCCAGUACAUCUUGGUCCUGGCGACAGAUUUGAUCAAUGAUGCGCCAGCUCUUGCAACAGCCAUCCUAGAACAACCUGAACCUUAUAAGACUUUCCUUGCCCUGCUGAACCAGCCUGGUAAUCCGGAAGAUGCUAUUCCCUUGUUCUCGGCCACUUUCUUGGUCAACAUCAUUGCCAUUUCUCUGACAACCUCAUCAAAACCAAGCCCUCGCGAUGACCAAGCACUUCCUCAAGUCUAUUCAUAUCUGGCGAAAUUGGUGAAGAACCAAGACAGUGGACUACAAGAUAUUGGCGUACAACACUUAUCACAACUACUGCGGACUACGCGGUCUAAAGAAUUGUUCUGGAAACAGAAGGCCGACACAGUAGAACCACUGUUCGACAUAUUACGAAAGGCUGUGGGAGCUGCAAAAGAUAACGACUCUACUCUGUGGAGCGGGGGAACGAGCAUUCGAAGCUCUGACACAAAGUUCGGUGGCGGUGUCGGGCUACAAUUGUUGUAUCAAGUGCUACUUGUGAUCUGGCAGCUAAGUUUUGAAGGUGAAUUGGUUGGUGACGGCCUUGAAAAGGAUGAAGAAAUUAUACCACUAUACACACAGCUGCUGCGGAUGUCGCCAAAGGAGAAGACGACUCGACUGUUGCUCGCCACACUCAACAAUCUACUUUCGACCAACAAGGAUACUUUGAUUCCAGCUGCAACGACCGCCAGGCUUCCUGCAUUGCUAAGCAACCUCUCUGGACGACAUCUGACAGACCCAGAUUUGCUAGAAGACCUUCAAAGUCUCAAUAGCAUGCUUGAGGAUUACACGAAGAAUCAAACAACAUUUGAUGAAUACGCCGACGAGGUCAAUUCAGGUCAUUUGCGUUGGUCGCCGCCACAUCGUAACCCCACUUUCUGGAGGGAAAACGCUCGCAAGAUAUUCGAGGACAAGAAAGGCGAACUUCCGAAGAAGCUGGCCGAAAUUCUCGGUAAGGGAUGGGAAUCUGAAAAAAAGGUACUUGCCAUUGGCUGCAAUGAUGUGGGUAGUCUGGUCAAAGAAGUGCCAGAGUAUCGGUCUACUCUCGAGCGACUGGGUCUCAAAGCUCGACUUCUUGAGUUGAUGGGUGACUCGGACGAAAGUGUGCGAUGGGAGAGUCUCAAGGCUGUUGGAGAAUGGAUGCGAUACAACAUUGACAAGUGAACGCUUCCACUGAUCCAGAUUGAUGCUGAGAAUGGAGCGAUACGAGGUUAGAUGGUCCGCCAGCUCCGGAGCGGCAUACACUAAAUACGAGUACUUUCGAGAGUGGGAUAAGCGAGGAACAACACAGCUGUUUUCGGUUGAAGAGGCGCCAUCUGGUUGCGGAGUAAUUUACCCUUGAUCAGCCCGCAUUCGUGUAGAUAUUUGUUCUAGGCGUGGCUUUUGUUCAAUUGCUUCGGACAGAGUUGCUUUUGCUUGCACUAAAAGCUGACCACAGCGACUUUCUGUCCGUACAUCAGCAGCGCCAUUCAACAUGUCUACUUCUAAAUGCUCGAUUAGCCUGUAACUCAGAGAAUCUUCCACCCUGCU
This is a messenger RNA of Exophiala viscosa, 1959 nucleotides long. Its product is annotated as V-type H+-transporting ATPase 54 kDa subunit. Lineage: Eukaryota; Fungi; Ascomycota; Eurotiomycetes; Chaetothyriales; Herpotrichiellaceae. Gene Ontology annotation, molecular function: proton-transporting ATPase activity, rotational mechanism. The transcript is spliced from 4 exons. Gene Ontology annotation, cellular component: vacuolar proton-transporting V-type ATPase, V1 domain; fungal-type vacuole membrane. Gene Ontology annotation, biological process: proton transmembrane transport. The record is from RefSeq and is a predicted model, not a curated record. The coding region runs from base 157 to 1593 and encodes 478 amino acids.